AACCAGGCUAUCACUAGUAUACUCACUGUAAAUAUAAUAUAUUAAUAUUACAUAUAUUCUUUCAGACCUGCCCUGUUCUGAGGAUGUAUUUUGGCAACUCUUCUAAUGUCAGCUGUGAGGUUGAAUGGGCUAACCAGGCUAUCACUACUGCACAUAUUUUGAAACGUUUUCCCAACAACACACUGGUGCAUGCAGCCUAUGACAUGCGUGUGGUGGGACGCCCUCUCAUCUACAGUAUAGGUAUCAUCUGUAACUUUCUGGCCAUUGCUGUCUUCUCACAAAGAGCUUUCCGUAGGACCUCAAGUUGUAUGAUCCUGACAGCAGUAGCUGUGGCAGACAUCUUCAUUUUAACCCAUGGCUAUUUCUACUGGGCAGAAUAUGACCUGCUCACACCCACUCUGAGCCAUGAUGAGUUCACAUGUAAAGCUGUCACCUUUAUAGAAUACUUUGGACCAGAGCUGAGUGUAUUUCUGCUGCUCCUCCUAGGAGCUGAGAGAGUCUUGAAGGCAGGUCACAGAGACCUCCAUGAGAAGUACUUCACCCCAUGUAGGACUGCUGUGGCUAUAGUUGUAUUGGUUAUGGUAUUGGUUCUUCUGAACAUCCCCGUGUUGACAGCACAUAUCUACCUGGAGGAUCCCUGCCUGGGGAUGGUUUGCUGGAACAUACUGGAACACAAUGGGGAGGAGGCCCUCAACUCCACCGAUAAGAACUACUUCCUGUUCUACAGGUACCUGGUGCUCACCCUCUACGGCCUCCUCCCAUAUGUGGGUCUCCCGCUGCUCAAUGGAUGGCUGUACUGGAUCACACGUAAGCAGUACCGUAGCUUCAAUGAAGACAACUUUGAGAGAAUUCCAGACCCAGACCACCCUCACUAUGAGGACGAAGAGCUGCUGGUACACACACAGAAGUUGGAGCAUGAUAAGCGUGAACUGACACGGCUGGUAAUCCUGGUCACUGCAUCAUUUUGCCUCCUUACAAUGGGCUACAACAUCAUCCAAGGGCACCUGUAUGAGAUCCAUAAUGCAAAGACUGAGCAUAAACAGGCAGUCAAUGCCAUGAUCUACUCUGUGUUUGUACUGUUGUUUUAUCUCAAUCACGCCUCCAAUUUCUUCCUCUACUGCCUCAGUUGUAAGGUGUACAGAGAGGAGCUGAAGGACAUGAUAAUGAGGAAGACAAAGAAAACCAAGGCAGUCCUCACUAAUACCCUCCUCCAUACCACUAGUAAUGACAGACUUCUAUAGAGUGACAGCAGAUAAAUGGAAAUAACUUCAUAUAAGGCUGUCCUCACAAAUACCCUCCUCCAUAUAUUGCCACUAGUAAUGGCAGACCUCUAUAGAGUGACAGAAGUUAAAUGGAAAUAACUUCAUAAUUCAUAUAAAGAUAGAGGGAAUCUGAAAUAUUUUCAUUAUCAGAUAUUUUACAAGGCAUAAUUUGAUGUUGAACAUGAAUGUGACAACUUUUGAAUGCAUGACAAUUAUUUAGGUUAGUAAAUUGUCAAUUUUCAAAAUGGCACACAACGCCCCCUACCAAGAGUUUCAAUAUUGCCAAACUUGAAUGAAGAGUCAGAAUCUUUGACAAUGGACACCAUGAACCACUUCCAUUAACUUUAUCAUUAAAAAUGAGGAUUAUAGUGAUCAAAUAUUUUAUCAGCUUCUGAUAGAUAUGUAUUAUAAGGCAGAAUCAGAAUUAUCCUUACAUCCAACAACCAAAGCUUGAACUUUUUUUAAUACUAUAAAAUAUGAUGUAACUAUGAGUGAAGACAAGUAUAAACUGUGGUGUGAUUAAAUCACUGGUCAAAAUGCCAGCACAUUACUACAGAAUGGCAUUGUUUUCUCAGACCAGUCUUCUAGUUCAUCAACUAUAAGUACAGGGUUAUAAUAUAUGGGGUGUUUUUUCACUGAGGGACAGCAGAAAUGGUCUCUCUGUCUCUCCCUGGAACGUUGUCUAUAAUUGUGCAUUGUAACAAUAUAUACCUGUAUAUAUAUAUAUCAACUAUAACUACAGGGUUAUAAUGGGGUAGUUUUUCACAGGACAGCAGAAAUCGUCUCUCUGUCUCUCCCUGGAACAUUGUCUAUAAUUGUGCAUUGUAACAAUAUGUAACUUUAUUUACUUCACAUAAUCUGUUGAAUAAAAUAUAACAUGCAUGCAGCACUGUGUAUAAAAAACUUUGACUCACUAAUUUAUGUGGUUGAUAACAAAAUUAUCCUGGACAGGACAGAUAAAGGUAACCCUAGUCACUCGAUCACUCUCUCCAUUGCACUGUCCCAGAGCAUACCAUGUUAUCACCCAAUCCAGAUAACAGGGCAUAUACUCUCCCCACCACACUGAGGUCAUAUGAACAGGCAGUCAUUACUGACACUAUCUAGCAGAGGUAUGAUAGCACCUGUUGUCCCCAGUAUCAUCUAGAGGACAUGGACGGCUUAGAUAUCACAAAUCUAGACCACUCUUACAACAACACAUUGGAAUAUACGGCCCAGACCAUAGA
Messenger RNA from Lingula anatina, 2485 nucleotides. RefSeq lists its product as uncharacterized. Gene Ontology annotation, cellular component: membrane. Gene Ontology annotation, molecular function: G protein-coupled peptide receptor activity. Lineage: Eukaryota; Metazoa; Brachiopoda; Lingulata; Lingulida; Lingulidae. The record is from RefSeq and is a predicted model, not a curated record.